CAUCCCACUAUGAUGAGAAUGGCCACGUCCUUUGCCGUAAUCAGCGGUUGAGAGACUAACUCUUUCUCCAUUAAUUACCUACUUCACUUUCAUUGGUGAACUUUCUCUAGGGUAAUUCUGCUAGAUUUCAUUGCUCUCUUCAAUAAUCCUUCAUUCCUUCUCCACUCACUCAACACAAAGCUCAAUUACUUAUAUAUGCAUUUCCAAGGUUAUGAUCAUCCACAACCUCUUUCAAAGAUUGCUCAGCGCGGAAAUAUAGCAGAGGGAGACAAAUCAAGGCAACCAAAGACUAAAGAAAAGAAAAAGAGCUUCAGAAAUGGUGAGCGCUGCAAUUGCUCGUAACGUCAUCGGCGUAAUAGGGAAUGUCAUCUCCUUUGGCUUAUUCUUCUCACCGGCUCCAACUUUCUAUGGAAUUAUAAAAAAGAAGGCGGUGGAGGAGUUCAAGCCUGAUCCUUACAUAGCUACGGUGUUGAAUUGUGCAUUUUGGGUGUUCUAUGGAAUGCCAUUUGUGCACCCACACAGCAUUCUAGUUCUCACUAUCAAUGGCGUUGGGCUUGUGUUCGAGUUUGUCUAUCUUACCAUAUAUUAUAUCUAUGCUACCAACAAAGGACGGAAAAAGCUACUGCUUUUUUUGCUCAUCGAGGUCAUUUUCUUUGUUGCCAUUGUUCUUGUAACAAUGCUGGCACUACACGGCACACGCAAAAGGUCGUUAGUGGUUGGUGUUCUCAGCGAUGUGUUCAAUGUUAUGAUGUAUGUAUCUCCUCUUACAGUUAUGGCAAAGGUUAUAAAAACUAAGAGCGUGAAAUACAUGCCAUUCUGGCUCUCUCUCGCUAACUUCCUUAAUGGUGUGGCUUGGACAACAUAUGCUCUCAUCCACCCGUUUGACAUUUAUGUCUUGAUCAGCAAUGGAAUUGGAGCAAUUUCUGGACUUAUUCAGCUUAUAUUAUAUGCUUGCUACUGUUCUUGUAAGAAUGAAAAUGAUGAUGACAAGGAUGGUGAUCAUGAAUUGAAACCAACUGGGGUUCAGUUCACUAACUUAAAGGGAGGAGUUGCAGUCUGAUGACACACCAACAUCAAUUAAUCCUUAAUUUCUUCCUUUCUUUUUCUAUUGGCAAAAAAAAUAAAAAAUAAAAAACAAUUUUAUAUAUUUAGUUUUAGAUAUGGACAAUGGUUGCUUUUAUAAUUUGCGUGUGACGAAUGCUUAUAGAAACUGUUUUGAUUUUUCAUUUUUUUUAAUUUUGAUAUCCUGCAUUUUCAUUUUCAA
Messenger RNA from Cajanus cajan (pigeon pea), 1264 nucleotides. Its product is annotated as bidirectional sugar transporter SWEET6b. Gene Ontology annotation, molecular function: sugar transmembrane transporter activity. The record is from RefSeq and is a predicted model, not a curated record. Gene Ontology annotation, cellular component: membrane. NCBI's taxonomy places the organism in Eukaryota, Viridiplantae, Streptophyta, Magnoliopsida, Fabales, Fabaceae. Gene Ontology annotation, biological process: carbohydrate transport.